This is a messenger RNA of Oncorhynchus nerka (sockeye salmon), 1567 nucleotides long. It is a transcript of the gene crybb1l2, whose product is annotated as crystallin, beta B1, like 2. The transcript has 6 exons. NCBI's taxonomy places the organism in Eukaryota, Metazoa, Chordata, Actinopteri, Salmoniformes, Salmonidae. Gene Ontology annotation, biological process: visual perception; lens development in camera-type eye. Bases 99 to 755 code for a protein of 218 amino acids. The record is from RefSeq and is a predicted model, not a curated record. Gene Ontology annotation, molecular function: structural constituent of eye lens.
UCUGGGCGCCAGCAUAUAAAAGGUUCGGGAGGGCCCUCUCCUCUCACACACUGACCGCCUGAGCCCACUCCUGUACCCACACACUGAGCAGAGUCAUCAUGUCUGGAGACAAGUCGAAAUCUGCUUCCCAGACCGACGGCAAGGCCGCCCAGGGGAAGAGAUCUGAGAUGGGCAUGAACGCCUACAAGAUGUGCGUCUUCGACCAGGAGAACUUCCAGGGCCGCUGUAUGGAGAUCACCAAUGAGUGCAUGAACGUGUGUGACAUGGGCAUGGACAGGGUCCGCUCCCUGCGUGUCGACUGCGGGCCUUUCGUGGGUUAUGAGCAGAUGAACUUCUGUGGUGAGAUGUUCAUCCUGGAGAAGGGAGAGUAUCCUCGCUGGGACUCCUGGAGCAACUGUCAGAAGAACGACUACCUGCUGUCCUUCAGGCCCGUCCGCAUGGACCCUGAGAAGCACAAGAUCUGCCUGUUCGAGGUUGGAGAGUUCAAAGGUCGUAAGAUGGAGAUCAUGGAUGAUGAUGUUCCCUCUCUGUUCUCCUACGGAUUCACCGAUAGGGUCGGCAGCAUCAUGGUCAGCUGCGGAAGCUGGGUGGGUUACCAGUUCCCUGGAUACCGUGGUUCCCAGUACCUCCUGGAGAAGGGUGAGUACCGGCACUUCAACGAGUUCGGCGCGCGGCACCCCCAGUUCCAGUCUGUGAGGCGUAUCCGUGACAUGCAGUGGCACCAGCACGGCUGCUACACCUUGUCCAGCAAGUGAGGGUCCCAGAGGGCGAGAAAGAGAGUGAGCGGAGGAGAGGCGGAGGAAGGGCACAGUAGAGGAGGAGGAGGAGGAGGGGGGAAGGCUAAAAGGGACAGGAAGAAAGCACCCUAUCUAUAGGAAGAUAGAAAGCUCCCUCCAUCCCUCCAUCCGACCCCUCACCCCCCCCGGUGAUCCUCUCCGUGGUUAGAUCUUUUUUUUUAGAGCGAGGGAGAGAGUGAGGGAUGGAGGGAGGUACUUGUUUUUUCCCCUCUUGAGACGACGCCCUCUACCUGUUUGAGAGAUGUAAGACUUGUGGCGUACAGCCGCCCUGAUUGGACAGAGACGUCAACACCACGAAACAACAAUGGAUUCUAAGACUAUUGACGUAAAUAAACAACGACAACAACUCACAGAUCAACAAAGACCAGAUGUGGUGGGUUGAUAUGUAGAUAUUCUCUCUAUUUUUCUCUCUCUCUCCCCGUCUCUGUUAUUUUCAGACCCCUCCCUUCCCCUCUCUCUCUCUCUUUUUCCCCCUCGCAUAAUUUACUUUUCAUCCAACCAUCCUGUUUCUCUUCAAACCUAAAUUCAGCCCAAAAUGAGACGACUAAUGUGUCUCCUUUGACUCUGAUCUAUGGGGGUACGGAUGUGUGUGUGGGUCUGUUGUCGUGGCUAGAAGAGGGAACGGUUUCUAGGGUUCUAGACUUCUAGGAUUCAAGACUUCUAGGAUUCAAGGAGAUGUGCUGCGUACCUCUGCCACAGUCACUGUAAAAGCUUGUCCUCAGACCCGGCACCCUCUUCUAUCCUAACCCAAAUAAAGAGACUAAACCUGA